AUGGCCGUUUCAAAUAGACGGGAAAUAACUACAAAGGAUCCGGGCGAUCGGAAAGAGGGCAUUUUUCCGCUCAUUCCUCACGUUGCGCCGAUUUGGCCGCUGGAUAAGCGAUUAGAUAAAAUCAGAGCUCGAAAGGCUUCGUUUUGGAGACGUGUCCGAAACAAGAUGAUUGUGUUGAACUUUCUCCAGAGCCUAAGCCCGACAAUGACAGACUUGUUUUUACAAAUUACCAAUGAAGAGGAACAUGCGAGUAACAUUGUGACUCUCACCAGGAACUUUGAAGAGGAGCAAAGGAAAAAGUUUCAACGCCUGUACGAGAUUCAAAGUGAUGCAUUUUUCAGGGCCGAAAACAAGAAAAGCGAGUGGGACAAGCUUCGGGAUCGUGAAUGGCGAACAACAACCCUUCCUGAUGUGAAUUCUACGGGUAUUUCAAUGCUUUUAACCAGAAAAUCAGAAAAACUGGCAGGAACAAAUGGAGCCGCUGGAAAAACACGAUGCCAAUCAGACAGACUGACUGAAGACGCCAGCAAUUCAAAACAUCCCGAACAAAGGAAACACAAGGCUCAGUCAUUCAGAACUCUAAAGGAAAGGUUUAGUUUUCAAGAAAGAAAUGAAGAGAUUUACUCCCCGGGAAUAUGGCAAAAUAGCAAGAGGGCGGAAGGGCCAAUACAUGACCCCCGCUUCCAACGACUGUUAAAAGCACUCAUACCACCAUCAAACCAAGCUCAAAACGGUUUUACCAAAAUCACCAACACAAAUCAUGACAAAGUUUCAAGGGAAAAAGAAAACGCUUUAAGCGCAAGAUUAGGUAGGAAAAGCCCAAACGAGAAA
Messenger RNA from Porites lobata, 831 nucleotides. The record is from the annotation of a GenBank genome assembly. NCBI's taxonomy places the organism in Eukaryota, Metazoa, Cnidaria, Anthozoa, Scleractinia, Poritidae.